AUGAUUAGUAUAUUUCGUCCUUUUAAAGCAGAGCCUGCUUUCAAUGUAAAUUACAAUGGAAUAGGAAGUACUCCAGUUUUACCAUUUCAUCACACGAUAGAGAAUCUCACUAGAGAUGUUGAUGUGAAACCAUUGCAUUCCCACAACGAUUAUUGGAGAAGAGAACCUUUGUUCGACGCAUUGAAAGUAGGCUGUCAAAGUAUAGAGAGUGACGUAUGGUACUUUCCUUCAAAUUAUAAAGUCGAACGUACUAUAACGGAGACUACUUCCAAAGGAGAAAGAAGUACAAGGCAAGAGGUCAAUCAAUUUAAAAACAAUGAGGUUUAUGUUGGUCACAACCAAAUUUAUUUGGAACCAAUUAAUACUUUAUUCAAUUUAUAUUUGAAUCCCUUGUACUCUUUCUUGGAGUAUUCAAAUCCUGAAUUUACUGUUAUUAAAGACGGAUCUAACGCUUUAAUAGAUACUACUGAUUCUAAACACGGAAUCUUCUAUAAUUCGCCAGAGACUCCGUUGUAUUUUUGGAUGGAUAUUAAAACUGAGCCGUCUUCCACUUACAAGGCUAUAAAAGACUUGUUGGAGCCUUUUAUAAAGCAAGAAUUCUUAGCUAGUUAUGAUCGAGGUAAUGAUGAACAUACUAGUGGUCCUAUAAUAUUGACGCUUACUGGAAAUUUGCCCACCAGUGACAUUGAGGAAGAAGAAGUAAGAUAUGCGUACCUUGAUGCACCCCUUUAUAAGUUUACUGCUGAUACUUCUAAGGAUGAGUUAGAAAAGAUCAGCAAACUAUCAAGAGUUGCAAGUGCUUCACUUGAACAAUUGAUAGGUGCAGAAGGAGUAAAGUUAGUACAGGCUGAAGACUUUAAUGCAGAACAAAGAGAAAAGCUAUCCAAUUACUUCGAUUUUGCUCAUCAAUAUGGGUUGAAGACUAGGAUUUGGGGUGGCAUAGACUGGCCGAGGUAUAUCAGUGAAAAGCACACUAAGUCACUCUACGAGCUUGGUUGUGAUUUUUUGAACGUCGACGAUGUGAAACAUGCAAGUUUAAUCUAG
Messenger RNA from Priceomyces carsonii, 1044 nucleotides. RefSeq lists its product as uncharacterized. The coding region runs from base 1 to 1044 and encodes 347 amino acids. Gene Ontology annotation, molecular function: phosphoric diester hydrolase activity. Gene Ontology annotation, biological process: lipid metabolic process. The record is from RefSeq and is a predicted model, not a curated record. NCBI's taxonomy places the organism in Eukaryota, Fungi, Ascomycota, Pichiomycetes, Serinales, Debaryomycetaceae. The transcript has a single exon.